Molecule: messenger RNA, 6969 nt
Organism: Monomorium pharaonis (pharaoh ant)
Lineage: Eukaryota; Metazoa; Arthropoda; Insecta; Hymenoptera; Formicidae
Gene: garz
Product: Golgi-specific brefeldin A-resistance guanine nucleotide exchange factor 1
Exons: 15
Coding region: 437-6007 (1856 amino acids)
Biological process (GO): regulation of ARF protein signal transduction
Molecular function (GO): guanyl-nucleotide exchange factor activity
Source: RefSeq, a predicted model, not a curated record
UCACUUGAGUGCUCUCGUGUAUUAUUCUAUCCUUGUUGUUCGUUCUAUGUGAAACAAAGAUAGAAUGAUACUCGAGAGCACUUGGGUGACGUUUUCGAACGCAGCCCUAAAAUGACGUACGCGAUUGACCGCCUCUCAGGUUCUUCUCGAUCUGCAUUUACUCAUUCUGUAUAACCGACAGCGCACGUUCUUUUGCGUUGACACGCGUAUCGACUAAUCGAAUGUCGGCGCUUUAACUGCGAGAUUCACGAGAUCGACGGUUGCAAGAAGUGCGGCGAGUGGUGGAGGGCUGGAGGGUGGCCUGCUCGACACUUGACGUGACGGUUCUUCGUGAACGUCUGGUGUGGUCUCAUUGGGUCUCGUGGAUCGAAUUUAUUAUUCCGGCUGUGCGAUUUUGUGGAAUUCUGUUAUGGCAUAGCAACGAGAUCGCGUGAGGAUGAAUAGAACCGCGAGGCCUACGGGCUCCUGUAGGGGCGGCCUGUACGUCGUCGAGGGCGAGGUAUGCCUCCUGGUGACGGCGAUGCGACGAGGUACUCGAUGGUCGUCACAUUCUCACCAGGAUGACGAUCAGGAUACUCUAAUGAAGGGCUUAAGUACCUUAAAGGAGGUAUUGAAUGAACACAGAGAUCUAUCCCAAUUGGAACCUGCCGUUUUUCUCACUCCCUUUCUAGAAAUUAUAAGAUCUGAAGAGACCACAGGACCUGUGACUAGUCUAGCACUGUCUGCUGUUAAUAAGAUAAUUUCUUAUGGGCUCGUUGAUCCUAAUCAUCCUGCCAUAGCCACUUGUGUAGAAGCCAUAGCAGAUGCUGUUACACGCGCAAAGUUUGUAGGAACUGACGCAACUAGCGACGGAGUGGUUCUCAUGAGAGUUCUACAGGUUCUGAGAGCCCUCAUGUUAUCGCCUGCUGGUGAUCACCUUUCCAAUGAAAGUGUGUGCGAAAUUAUGCUGAGUUGCUUCAGAAUAUGUUUCGAUUCGCGUCUCAGUGAAAUACUUAGAAAAACAGCGGAGCAUUGCCUGAGGGACAUGGUUCAGCAUUUGUUUACCAGGUUACCUCAAUUUGUCGAUGAUACUAGGGUUUUGCUGAAUAUGAAAAAAAUGAGAACGAACAACAUGGAAAAUACUCGUAGCAAGAACAGAAAACAUAAAAGUUAUACAAAGCAGAAAUCCAAGCCUACCGCGGAUGACGCUGAUGAGAAGGAGCAGCAUGUUACAAGUCCAGUUGACAAAAUACGAGCUGGUCACUUGGCCACCACACCAGUCUCACCAGUCGGCAAUAUCGUUGAUAUGCAAGGAUCGUUGAAUCACGGAAGUAUCGAUAAAAAUGAGGACGAAAAGAAUGAAAACAAGAUUAACAAAGAUAAUACUAAAGAUGGAAACGAUUGUAUCAAAACGGAUAAGGAUCAGGAAGCUAAUAAGAAACAGGAGGUUGAAAAAGAUGAAAGCAACAGAGACGUCAAAAGCGAGACGGAAAUGGUUAAAACGAAUAGCGUAUCUGAAAGUACUGAUGUGGAAAAUAAAGUUUUAACGGAAAGUAAGAGUGUGGAAAAGGAAGAUGCAGCAGUUGAGCAGAAAAUCAUAGAUGAACCCGAAUUUUCCAUUAAGCAAUCUGCCUCAGAAAAUCAAGGUGAUGAGGAAAAAAGCAUCGAUUUAGCGCAAUCUCCGACUGGUAGCGUAGAAGAUUUAUCGAUAGACGAAAACGUGUCUAAGGCAUCUAAAGUAAAAGAGUCUGAGCAGAUUGAGGAGUAUGUUAAUAGUCAAGGUGUUCGAUUUAUUCCGUUGCAGCAUCGAGCGCCGUAUGGCGCAUUAUGUGUUCGCGAACUGUUUAGAUUUCUCAUAUCCAUAUGUAGUCCUCUCGACAAGCAGAACAAUGAAAUUAUGACCCAUUUGGGUCUUAGCUUGUUGCAAGUAGCGUUAGAGAUCGCCGCUGACGCUCUUUCUAAUUUCUCGUCCUUACUUGCACUUGUAAAGGACGACUUGUGUAGGAAUCUAAUCUUGCUACUUGGAACAGACAGAUUGUCGAUCCUUGCUGUAAAUCUUCAAGUAUCAUUCUUGCUUUUCGAGUCGCAAAGAGAACACCUAAAAUUUCAACUGGAGCAUUAUUUAAUUAAAUUAAUAGAAAUAGUUGUUUCUGAAUCUAAUAGAAUAUCAUAUGAGCAACGAGAAUUAGCGCUGGAAGCUAUAGUAAGAUUAUGGAGAAUACCCGGAUUACCCGCUGAGCUAUAUUUAAAUUACGAUUGCGGACUUUAUUCUACAAACUUGUACGAGGAACUUAUGAAGAUGUUUUCCAAGAAUGUUUCUCUACCAAUAAUUAAUGGUAUGCACACCAUGCAAUUGAUUUCCUUGGAUGCUAUAAUAAUGCUGAUCAUUGGCAUGGCUAUUCGCUGCAAAGGCUGCAAGGAAUUGUGCAAGCCGUCGCGUCACGAGGCAUCGUCAAAUCUUCCUACACGUGAGGACUUGCAUGCUAUAAAAACGAACAAGAAGUGGUUGGUUCUUGGCACGGAAAAGUUUAACGAAAAUCCGCGGGAAGGUAUCGUGAAACUUACGGAACACGGUUUGUUAGGUGGUCCGGGUCAUUCAGAUCCUGAAAAAAUCGCGAAGCUUCUGAGAGAAAAUCCUGGCUUAGAUAAGAAAGCGAUCGGCGAGUACAUCAGCAAGAAAGAAAAUAAAAACAUUCUCAAUUAUUUUGUGCAUAAUUUUGACUUGAGAAAUACUCGAAUUGAUCAGGCUUUGCGUCUUUAUCUGGAAUCAUUCAGGCUACCUGGAGAAGCUCCUCUUAUAUCUCUUCUACUUGAGAAGUUUGCUGAGCAUUGGCAUGAUAGCAAUGGUAGACCUUUUGCUUCGGCUGAUGCCGCCUUUACGUUAGCUUACGCGGUGAUCAUGUUGAAUGUUGAUCAACAUAAUUAUAAUGUAAAGAGACAAAAUAAUCCUAUGACUGCCGAUGAAUUUAAGAGAAAUUUGAAAAAAGUUAAUGGCGAUACUGAUUUUGAUCAGGAUAUGCUUGAUGAGAUAUAUACUUCAAUUAAAGGGGAAGAAAUUGUAAUGCCAGCCGAGCAAACUGGAUUAGUAAAAGAAAACUAUUUAUGGAAGGUUUUAUUGAGAAGAGGCUCUGGACCUGAAAGCAUGUACAUGAAAGUAGGCAAUUCCGGCGAGUUCAUUGAUAAAGACUUAGCUGAAUGUGCAUGGGGUCCUAUUGUGAGCGCUCUUUGUCGCGCUUACGACAAAACGCCGGACAUAUCUUUACAACACAAAGUUGUUACAACAUUCCUCAGUUGCGCGGCGAUUAGUGCUUACCAUGGGAUGUGCAGCGACUUGGAUACACUCAUAGUGAGUCUUUGCAAAUUUACAAGCCUAAUGAUUGGCGGAAAGUCCGAGCAAGUGGUUUUACAUCUCGGUGGCAAUCCAAAGAACCAAAUGGCCGCUCAUACUCUCUUCAAGAUCACGCGUUCACAUGGGGACGCCUUGAGAACUUCUUGGAAAAAUAUUAUCGAUUGCUUGCAGUCCCUCUAUGAAGCGAGAUUAUUGCCCAAAGAUCUCACGGAGGCGGAGGAUUUCAUCCAUCCGUCCGGCAAGAUAUCUUUAUUCCGAGAAUCGACCACACCCAAGUCUUCCCAGGGUGAUCAAGGAUCACUACUUUUCAAUCUUUAUUCUAUGAUUGCUAUGGAUACAUCGCGUCAGCCACAUCCCGUCGAGGCUGCGCGAAAAAAGGCUGUGGAGUUUAUAGCAAAUUGUAAUCUCAAGGGAAUCAUAGAAGAAAGCAAAUUCUUUCAGAGUGAAUCGCUCAAUUCUCUCGUUGGUGCUUUGGUAUCGGUAAAUCCUAACGACGAGAAUAUAUCUAUAUUUCUACUAGAGUUGUUAUUAGAAGUAACUAUACAGAAUCGUGACAGAGUAACGUGCAUCUGGCCUGUGGUCCAGAGUCACUUGGAACGUCUGUUAACAGUGGCGGCGCGUGAGAAUCAUCCUUAUUUACUCGAAAGAGUGGCCGUGGGUAUGUUGAGAUUGGCCAUCAGGCUUUUACGCGGCGAAGAAUUCGCGUGUCUGUCCCCUCUACUGCCUCUGACCAAUUUGCCAUCCGCGACGACUACGCCGUUGGCUCGACAAAUUGCUUAUGGUCUAUUCGAGCUACUGAAAACGGGCGCCGCGAACAUCCACAGCGCGGAAGAUUGGAAGGUGGUGUUCAGCUUGCUGGAGUGCGCGGGUGCCGGCGCGUUGGCGCCUAAACGAUCCAAUACGGUUUUAGAUGAGACAACGAAUGCCCGGACAUCAGUUCUGGAUCCCAGACCUAUCAGUCCCGUGCCGGAAUGGGUAUUGGUGUCACCGACUGGUACCGAAGCACCACUUCCCGUAGCCGCUGACACGAUAGUGCUGGCUCGCGAUUUACAACCGCACGACUCGGCGGCGUUCGUCAAAUGCUGCGAAAGUUUGAACUUUUUGGUGCGCGAUAUGGCGCACGUGACACCUUUCAACUUCGAUCUAUGCGUCAACUGCGUGAGAACUUUCGCCGAAGCGGUACUGCAAUGUACGGGCAAACGGAACAGAGUGUGCAAUUCCACGGAGGAAUCACCUGGCUAUCAACAGAGUCCGGUGCAGCUGCUGGACCUGAUGCACACGCUACAUACGAGAAUUGCGCAGGUAUUUCGAUGGUGGGCGGAAGAAGGUAGCAUUGACGACGGUAUAUCCUUGUGGCCGCAAGCCUGGCGACCACUGCUGCAAGGUAUCGCGCGACUCUGCUGCGAUGCCCGUAGACCGAUACGCACGGCAGCGAUCACAUAUCUUCAGAGCACCUUGCUGGCACAUGACCUGGCCCAGCUGUCCGCCAUAGAGUGGUCGCAAUGUUUAGAGGAGGUGCUAUUCCCUCUGCUGGCGCAAUUAUUGGGUCCGAUCGCGUCUAAUGAUCCUAUCGGUGUCGAAGAGACGAGGGUCAGGGCCGCGAUGUUGCUCUCCAAAGUAUUUCUUCAUCAUCUAACUCCGUUGUUGACUCUAUCUGGUUUCCUGCCGCUGUGGUUGACGGUGCUAGAACUUCUGCGCGCGUACAUGCACGCCGACAACAGUGAGCUUCUGUUCGAAGCGAUCCCCGAAUCGUUGAAAAACAUGCUACUGGUGAUGUCGUCGGCCAACGUUCUGGCGCCGAGUUCCAAUCUCUGGGCGCCCACGUGGAGGGCGAUCGACGCCUUUCUACCGAACCUAAAAGCGGAGCUUUUCCCGGAACCGCCUGUCGCGGUUCUGCCGCCUCCGCAGCCGCCAUCGUCACAGCAGUCAUCGCAACCGCAAGUUAUCAGCUUGGUUGGCCAGCAGCAACCAUUGUCUUUUCCGGGACCUAUAGCACCACAACCGGAAAGUAUUCCUCCUUUGGUCGACGAGUGCUCCAACGAGAAUAAUAACGCAGAUCCGAAGACUGGAACGCAGUCCCUGGAUAUUUUAAAUUCUCCGCAGUCUAGUGGAGUUCCGGUUCCAGUUCCGUUACCUUCAUUGAUAUACAAUACCGAGGGUAAGGAGACGCAACAAGUGAUUACUCUAGUUAGUCAACCGGCGCCCAGCGUGUCUAGUCCGGUCGCGGUGCAACCAACGGCUCAGAGUUUCUUUGAUAUUUGUUACUCAGCGAACUCUUUGACCGAAAAGAUAGAUGAACGAUCACCACAGCAACAACAAGAGCAACAUUUAGUGUCGCCAGGAGAGGAAGAGCACAGUAAGUUGAUGAAGGGCGUAGCGCAAAAUGUCGGUUUGACGGAGAAAAAUCGCGAUUUGAUACUCACGAUACGCGAUUUGAAAAAAUAUGAGGAAUGGAAACAGGAACAGCAGCAACAAAUGCUGAUGCAGCAACAGUGCACGCAGCACGCACAGUCGGCACAGUAUCAGCAUUCCCCAACAACGAAAAAUUCUCCAUACCGCAUGGAUUCGUCUGAGACGAUGCAGACAGUAGAUUCAACGGGGACGGCGACGUUUAAUUCCGCCGCGUAUUUUAACGAGGAUCCGGCAGCGGAUCUCCUCUUCGUCGUCACUAAUCCUUGACCACUGUAUAUUUCUUAUGUAUAAAUUGUAUUAUAUAUAAAGUAUUUCUACAACGCGCGUGAUCAUGUUCCGUGUAGACCACUAUCGAGAGUGAUUGAUAAAAUAGCAAGGAUGAGAGCAUAGGCGCAGAGUCGUUGUAUCUUUGGUUUGUAUAUUUGGAAAAAACACUCAUUAUAUACAAAUAAUAUAUAUAUAUAUAUAUAUGUAUUAUUGUAUUAUAUAUGCGUGUAUAUACACGUUAUUGUUAGGAUUAUCAUAUAAUCUUAGCAAUAACUGUGAUGACAUGGCAUAAUUCUCUCGACAUUAUUCCUAGCACUCGAUUUGUUAUAUUACCUGGUUUGUUUUUUGUUUUGCAUUAUGGACAAAAGGAGCUCUUCGCGAACUAGCCAAAUACAAGCCAAAUUAUUUUGGGAAAACGAUCGGUUCCUUGCCAUUGACGUUUUAUUGACGUGUUGCAUGUGUUUUAUGUAGAAUGUGGUAAUCGGCGAAUCAUAAUUUCUCGAUUCAUCAGAAUUCUCCUUAAGUAUUUAACAAAUUCUAGUACUACAUCAGAUAAGAGACUUUUUUCUCUUAUGUUUUUGCAAAACGUGUGUUAGACGCGUACAUGUUCAAUGCGAUUCGUAGAAAAUGCCGAAUUAGUUGACAAUGAUGAUUUCACUAAACAAAAAUCGAGAGACCGUUGCGAUGUGAGUUCGAUUUCAUGUGAAGAACGAUCUAGCAUACUUAUAGAUUAGUCGUCGCGUUUUCCAAAUCACGAACAGAUGAAAAGAAACUAUUCUACAUCGUCGCGCAAAUUGAACUCUGUGAAAUUGCAUCGGUUUCAUAACCGACGUUUGUAACUUAUACUUUUAACGCAAUUCGAAUGUUUCUUCAUUCGAAUUUUCUUUCUUCUUCUCAUCGUUUCUUCUUCUCAUCGUAAAUCAAUCUGUACAUAUGCAAAUAAUAUAUUAAAUAAGAAGAGA